Messenger RNA from Procambarus clarkii (red swamp crayfish), 1794 nucleotides. Lineage: Eukaryota; Metazoa; Arthropoda; Malacostraca; Decapoda; Cambaridae. The record is from RefSeq and is a predicted model, not a curated record.
AUGGGGCUCUGCAUCAUGGAGCUCUACAUCAUGGGGCUCUACAUCAUGGGGCUCUACAUCAUGGGGCUGUACAUCAUGGGGCGCUACAUUAUGGGGCGCUACAUCAUGGGGCUCUACAUCAUGGAACUCUAUAUCAUGGGGCUCUACAUCAUGGGGCUCUACAUCAUGGGGCUGUACAUCAUGGGGCUCUACAACAUGGGGGCUCUAUGUUCGCAGCUUCCUAUACCGGUUCUGGCCUCUACACAGGUUCCAACACUGGUUCUGGGUUCUACACAGGCUCUUACACCGGUUCUGGGCCCUACACAGGUUCCAACACCGGUUCUGGGUUCUACACAGGUUCCAACACCGGUUCUGGGCUCUACACAGGUUCCAACACCGGUUCUGGGCUCUACACAGGUUCCAACACCGGUUCUGGGCUCUACAUUGGUUCAUACACAGGUUCCAACACCGGUUCUGGGCUCUACACAGGUUCCUACACCGGUUCUGGGCUCUACACAGGUUCCUACAACGGUUCUGGGCUCUACACAGGUUCCUACACCGGUUCUGGGCUCUACACAGGUUCCUACUCCGGUUCUGGGCUCUACACAGGUUCCAACACCGGUUCUGGGCUCUACACAGAUUCCCACACCGGUUCUGGCCUCUACACAGGUUCCAACACCGGUUCUGGGCUCUCCACAGGUUCCAACACCAGUUCUGGGCUCUACACAGGCUCCUACACCGGUUCUGGGCUCUACACAGGCUCCCACACCGGUUCUGGGCUCUACACAGGCUCCUACACCGGUUCUGGACCCUACACAGGUUCCAAUACCGGUUCUGGGCUCUACACAGGUUCCUACACCGGUUCUGGGCUCUACACAGGUUCCAACACCGGUUCUGGGCUCUACACAGGCUCCCACACUGGUUCUGGGCUCUACACAGGUUCCAACACCGGUUCUGGGCUCUACACAGGCUCCUAAAACGGUUCUGGGCUCUACACAGGUUCCUACACCGGUUCUGGGCUCUACACAGGUUCCAACACCGGUUCUGGGCUCUACACAGGUUCCAACACCGGUUCUGGGUUCUACACAGGCUCCCACACCGGUUCUGGGCUCUACACAGGUUCCUACACCGGUUCUGGGCUCUACACAGGUUCCAACACCAGUUCUGGGUUCUACACAGGUUCCUACAACGGUUCUGGGCUAUACACAGGCUCCUACACCGGUUCUGGGCUCUACACAGGCUCCCACACCGGUUCUGGGCUCUACACAGGCUCCCACACCGGUUCUGGGCUCUACACAGGCUCCCACACCGGUUCUGGGCUCUACACAGGCUCCCACACCGGUUCUGGGCUCUACACAGGCUCCUACACCGGUUCUGAGCUCUACACAGGCUCCCACACCGGUUCUGGGCUCUACACAGGCUCCUACACCGGUUCUGGUUGUUGCGUCUCUACCAAUUGUUGCGUCUCUACCAAAUGUUGCGUCCCUACCAAUUGUUGCGUCCCUACCAAUUGUUGCGUCUCUACCAAUUGUUGCGUCUCUACCAAUUGUUGCGUCCCUACCAAUUGUUGCGUCCCUACCAAUUGUUGCGUCUCUACCAAUUGUUGCGUCCCUACCAAUUGUUGCGUCUCUACCAAUUGUUGCGUCUCUACCAAUUGUUGCGUCCCUACCAAUUGUUGCGUCCCUACCAAUUGUUGCGUCCCUACCAAUUGUUGCGUCCCUACCAAUUGUUGCGUCUCUACCAAUUGUUGCGUCCCUACCAAAUAAUGACACAACCUUACCCACAAACACCUUUAAAUAUGUUAUUCUUCAGUGA